GGUCAGUCGCGCCUCAUCUCCCUCCUCCCUACAGCGGUGGAGGAACUGAUGCUUUUCAGCGCGCCUGGAUGGUGCAUGUGUGUACUUGUCAUAGUAGAGUAGACAGGCUGUUCGGUUUGGGUUAUAAAUUGAACAUCACUGUCUGUGGUCUUUCCUGUAGAUAAAUAUCGGUUCACCGAUCGUGUCCAUCUGUAACUCGAGUAGAGUAAUGUUCCUUGUAGACCAGCUGUAGCCUGGACCGGCAAGCCUGCAGCAAGAUGAGCUCGGAGGAGCGCGGCUCAGCCAUGUCACAGAAAAUCUCCUCCCUGUCACGCAGCAACAGCAGCUCUUCGUCCAAGCAUGAAAGCCGACAGGACAGCUGGGAAAUAGUGGAAGGCCUGCGAGGAAGCUUCAGCAAUGUCCAGGAGCCUCAGAAACAGGAGGGGUAUAUGAUGAAGAGAAGAAAGUGGCCACUGAAGGGCUGGCAUAAGAGAUACUUUUUCCUCGACAAGGGUAUCCUUAAGUAUGGCAAAUGCAGUGCUGAUAUUGAGAAAGGGAAACUGCAUGGUUGUAUUGAUGUGGGUCUCUCUGUCAUGGCCAUUAAGAAGAAGGCCAAGUGCAUUGAUCUUGAUGCCGAAGAAAACAUCUAUCACCUGAAGAUUAAGUCUCAGGAGCUGUUUGAUGAAUGGGUAUCCAAACUGCGCCACCAUCGCCUCUAUCGGCAAAAUGAGAUUGCCAUGUACCCUAAUGAGAAGUCCUUAUACUAUCCUCACUACCCCUCCCCCAACUCUCCUGGCAUCAUCGAGGGCCCCCCGAUUAGAAAGUGCAUGUCUAUACGAAGGCAGUCCACAGUGCAUCAUGCUGGAGUGUUCCCUUUAAACUCCAACAGCCAGGCCAAGGUUGCCGCCUGGCUCCAGUCAUCUGACGACAUGGACAAAUGCUCCAAAGACUUAUCAGUAUGUGAGGCCUAUCUUCUAGAGCUUAACCACCUGCUUCAGAGUAUGGAAGUAAUUCACCGGACCUAUUCUGCUCCAUCCAUCCAAGCACUGCAGACAAAUACAUUUGACAGUCCCAAAAAAGAAAAGAGACUUCCAAGGAAGUGGCGCACUAAAAACUACAACAAAGAUGUCAAAACAACUCUGCAGGUACCGAGCUGCAUCUCCUCCGGCUCUAUCCGCCUUCAUGCCUCUAACCCCAACCUCUCCACUGCUGCAAUGAGUAACGAUAAAGCCGACCCUGAAUCCCUGGACUCCCCUUUUGAUGUGGCCAAGCUGCAGGAAGAUUUCUGCCGUGUUGCCACCAACUUGCAGACAACCAUGAAGUCAGCCCUGAGCGCACUAACAUCAGAGAGAGAGAGAUUAAAACAAUGCCUGGAUCACGAAACAUGCCCCCCCACCUCUCCACAAGUUGUGAAUUUGAAGAACACGCUGGCUGCGGCUUUAGCCCAGAACGCAGAGCUGAGAGAACGGCUGUGCAAGAUUCAUGCUGAGUCCCACAUCACAGAGCCCACACUAAUAACUCUCACUGCCCCUGUGCAGGUGGAUGUGUGCAUCUUCCAAAAACAGGAAUCUGUGGAUGAAGCCCAUCCCCUCGUACACCAAGUAUCCAAUGAGAGCAGAGCUUCAAUCGCAGAGUCUCUGUCCGAGUUCUUUGACGCGCAGGAGGUUCUGUUAUCUGCUAGCUCUUCUGAAAAUGAGGUAUCCGAGGAUGACUCAUAUAUCAGUGACAUUAGUGACAACAUUUCCAUAGACAAUUUCAGUAAUGAGACUGAAAGUGAAAGACCAAACUCAGGGUCUGUGGAAGAAGGUGCUGUUCUUUAUCGGCGUAGAUCCUGUCUGCCCACACCCAGCCCAAGCAACAGCUCCAUCAGCCUGUGGAACAUCCUCAGGAACAACAUAGGCAAAGACCUUUCCAAGGUGGCAAUGCCUGUGCAACUUAAUGAACCACUCAACACCCUACAGAGACUGUGUGAGGAGAUGGAGUAUAGCGAGCUGCUAGACAGGGCUGCCAACACACAGGACCCUUUUGAACGUAUGAUAUACAUCGCUACUUUCGUUGUGUCUGGUUAUGCAUCCAGCUACUACAGAACUGGGGGAAAGCCUUUCAAUCCUGUCCUCGGAGAAACAUAUGAAUGUGACCGGCCGGAUAAAGGCUUUCGAUUUGUGGCAGAGCAGGUCAGCCAUCACCCACCAAUCUCGGCUUGCCAUGCAGAGUCUAAAAACUUUGUGUUUUGGCAAGAUGUGAGGUGUAAGAACAAGUUCUGGGGAAAGUCAAUGGAGAUUGUUCCUGUGGGUACCACUCAUGUAACUCUGCCAGGGUUUGGAGACCAUUAUCAGUGGAACAAGGUAACAUCCUGCAUCCACAACAUUCUCAGUGGACAGCGCUGGAUUGAGCACUAUGGGGAGAUCACCAUCAGAAACUCCAGCAGUGAUAUUUGUCAAUGCAAGAUCACUUUUGUUAAGGCCAAAUACUGGAAUUCAAGUGUAAAUGAGGUGGAAGGAACUAUCACAGAUAAUAAAGGAAAGGUUGUCCACAGACUCUUUGGAAAGUGGCAUGAAGCAGUUUUCUGUGGAGACCCGCCUUCAGCUACAUGCAUCUGGAGAGCAAAUGCAAUGCCAGCAGACUAUGAGCAGUACUAUGGCUUUACAAAGUUUGCAAUUGAGCUAAAUGAGUUGGAACCAGCCAUGAAACUGCUGCUACCACCCACAGACACCAGACUACGAGUGGACCAAAGAUUGCUGGAGGAGGGGAAGUUGGAGGCUGCAGAGGAACAUAAGCAGAGGAUUGAACAGCUGCAGAGAGACAGACGGAGAGCCCUGGAAGAGAACAAUGCAGCACAUCAACCUAAAUUUUUCAGGAAGGCAAAGGAUGAUACCUGGGUGAGUAACAACACAUACUGGGAGCUGAGGAAAGACCCUGGCUUUGCCCACACAGAUUUUCCUACACUGUGGUGACCGUGAGCUGCAGAUCAUACAAACAUUUGGACCUGCACAGCCUCUACUGUGACCUGUGAUCCAGACUGGCUCUGGAGAUGUCUGUAUCUCAUUCUGACCAUCCAUAUUCAGUACUGGUCUUCUGUAUUGGAGUUCAUCAGAGUUAUUGCCUUAAUAGCAAGUGCUUAUGUAAGUUGUGUGAACACAUUUAUGCAAGCAUAUUAUGAGAAUGUCGCUCAAUUUACAGUAGGCCAUUUUUUUUUUGCCUGCAUUCCACAUAUUAUGUUGUGCUAAAUCUUUUAAACUAAGAAAAGAGGAAAGCUACUUGGUAUAAAGGAUGACAAAACAUUUCAUAGUUUAUCUACACUAGCUUAAAAUGUACUGAUCAACUGGUCAUGCUGGUUGUCAUCUUACCAUGGAAUUUCUCUACCUCUGAGAUAAACUAGCCUUGAUAUGCCAUUGACUGAGUGUAAACAUCCAAUAUUUAUUCUGCAUCUGCCUGAUGCCUUACUGGCUGUACUCACACUUGUUUAAUUUAUUUUGUUGUACCUCCCAGAUGUUUAAAAAAAUUUAUGUUUCGUAAGGAAUUCUUGCUAACAAAAUAUUGUGCAAAUGAUCUCUGAAUCCUUACUGAAGUGGUCUUUCUGUCUCUUAAAGAGUAACUACUGCUUUUUUGCUAUGAAUGUGUGAAUGAUUGUGCAACUAUGAGCAGCUGUAGCAAACUCAGCCAUAUCUUUUUCACUUUAUUCAGCGCACCAUUGUCUAUAUGGACCCUGGGCUGUGGGACCAAAAAAACAAGAAAAAUGUCCAGAACUAUGCUC
Molecule: messenger RNA, 3733 nt
Organism: Archocentrus centrarchus (flier cichlid)
Lineage: Eukaryota; Metazoa; Chordata; Actinopteri; Cichliformes; Cichlidae
Gene: osbpl3b
Product: oxysterol binding protein-like 3b
Exons: 25
Coding region: 258-2933 (891 amino acids)
Cellular component (GO): plasma membrane; perinuclear endoplasmic reticulum; cytosol
Molecular function (GO): cholesterol binding
Source: RefSeq, a predicted model, not a curated record